AAUGCCCCUCCCUCUCCUACCCGGGAACUGCGUGCUUGGUCGUUGAUUGCCCAUCUCGACUGGGCCGGGCUCAUCCAGUCUGUCGCGCGUACAAAUAGCGAACCCGUUAUCUCGGAUCUUUCUUGCGGUAGUGGCGCGUCGCACGACCGUCGACACACGCAUCGCGAGUCUGCACGGAGCUCGCCCCCCAUCCGGCAUACCGGCACAAACGGACCGUAGAACAGAGCGCACGCGACGUGGAUACGUCGACCUCCCUGCGAUCGCACCAGAAGAUGGCAGACCGCAAGCUCAACUUCUCGGCAGGACCUUCAGCCGUACCGCUGGAAGUACUUCAAGUGGCGCAGAAAGAGAUGCUGAAUUAUAAAGGAUGUGGAGCCAGCGUUAUGGAACUGAGUCACCGGUCAGCUGAGUUUGCAGAAAUUGUGGAGACUGCCGAAGCCGACCUAAGAGAUCUGAUGGGCAUUCCUUCAAACUACAAAGUAAUCUUCAUGCAAGGUGGAGGCACUGGCCAGUUCAGUGCCAUCCCACUCAACCUGUGUCCACGAGGCAAAGAGCAAAAGGCUGACUAUGUCGUCACAGGCACUUGGUCAGCCAAAGCAGCCAAGGAGGCUGAAGCUCAUAUCCAGGUCAACAAAGUCCUUCCAAAGGUUGACAAACACGUUGGCAUUCCACCACAGAGUGAGUGGAAAUGCAGCCCAGAUGCAGCCUACCUCUACUACUGUGACAACGAGACCAUUCAUGGCGUCGAGUUCAACUUUGUCCCCGAGAGUGGAUCUGUGCCCUUGGUGUGCGACAUGUCUUCCAACAUCUUAACAAAACCUGUUGACGUGUCAAAGUAUGGCAUCAUCUUUGCUGGCGCCCAAAAAAACCUUGGCAUGGCUGGCGUCACAGUUGUCAUUAUCCGAGAAGACCUGAUCACCCCACCAUCGGCCCACUGCCCGAGUGUGCUCAGUUACAAGAUAAACGCUGAGAACAAGUCGUUAUACAACACACCUCCCACAUAUGCCAUCUACAUCCUGGGCCUGGUCCUCAAGUGGGUCAAGCAGAAUGGCGGUGUAGGAGGCAUGGCAAAGCGAUCAGCAGAGAAGUCCAGGCUCAUUUACGAACUUUUUGACCAGUCUAAUGGCUUUUAUGUGUGCAACGUGGACCGUGCACAUCGAAGCCGUGUUAACAUUCCAUUUCGUAUCGGAGGAGCACAAGGCGACGACGAGCUUGAAAAACUUUUCCUCAAAGAAGCCGCCAAAAGAAACAUGAUUCAACUGAAGGGACACAGAUCGGUUGGUGGCAUUCGUGCAUCAGUUUUUAAUGCCAUGAGCGUGGAAGCACUCGCACCAUUUUUGGAAUUUGCUAAAGAAUUCGAAAAGGAGCACCAUAAAUAGCUUCAGCAUCACAACCAUUCCAUGGAAGCCGCACGACAACGGAGUCACAUUGCCCAGACCCAGACUACUUUAGGGUGGCCACAGCGACUAGUGCUGUGGGCCCUAAGAAUACGAGUACACACAGUGUGGAUUGUUAGCGCAUGCAUUUUACAGUUUAUACAGACAAGCAGCUUAUUAAACAGUGCCUUGGAACUUUU
Messenger RNA from Dermacentor andersoni, 1576 nucleotides. Its product is annotated as phosphoserine aminotransferase. NCBI's taxonomy places the organism in Eukaryota, Metazoa, Arthropoda, Arachnida, Ixodida, Ixodidae. Gene Ontology annotation, biological process: L-serine biosynthetic process. Gene Ontology annotation, molecular function: O-phospho-L-serine:2-oxoglutarate transaminase activity; pyridoxal phosphate binding. The record is from RefSeq and is a predicted model, not a curated record. Gene Ontology annotation, cellular component: cytoplasm.